GCAUGCGUGACAGCAGAAGCUCGUCCGCAGACAGUGCUUCGGGAAUUAGCAGUGGACGGAAGUGGCACAAAUAACACUGUUUUAUCCCUGUUUAUUUGCGCCCAGCAGUAGAAACGUCUAAUACUCCACAAUGAAUCCUGAUAUUAUCAGAGAACGGCAGAAUGCCACUUUUGAUGUUGAGACACUCACCAACAUUCUGGACCUCGGCCCAGAAAAGACUAAAAGAAGACGAGAAAUCGAGUCACUGGUUCUCAGCGAUCCAGACUUCAAUGAAAAAGAUCCAAACUUCCUGGCUCGCAGUGAACGUUAUGACCAAGCUGUUCGGAAAAGUGCAGCAAUGAUCCUGAAACUCAGGGAGUAUGGCAUUUCUGAUCCAGAGGAGAUCCUUUUCUACAAAAGACUUGCAAAAGGACACCACCCUGAGGCCUUGGCGUUACAUUUUGUCAUGUUUCUCCCGACUCUAUACGCCCAGUGUGACCCAAAGCAGUCCAGGAAAUGGUUACCUCUGGCGGAGUCCUUCCAGGUUCUGGGCACAUAUGCCCAGACUGAAAUGGGUCAUGGCACGCACCUCAGAGGGUUGGAGACCACGGCCACAUAUGACCCCGCCACCCAGGAGUUUGUCAUGAACAGUCCAACGGUCAGCUCCAUUAAAUGGUGGCCUGGAGGACUUGGAAAGACCUCAAACCAUGCAGUUGUCCUAGCCCAGCUGUUCACACAGGGUAUAUGUCACGGUCUGCAUGCUUUCAUCGUCCCUAUUCGUGAUCUGGACACACAUGAGCCUCUGCCAGGUAUAACAGUUGGAGAUAUUGGGCCCAAGUUUGGCUUCAGCGAAGUUGACAAUGGCUUCCUGAAACUGAACCACGUACGAAUCCCACGGGAGAACAUGCUGAUGAAAUAUGCCAAGGUGGAUCUAGAUGGAACCUAUGUGAAGCCACCAAGUGACAAACUGAUGUAUGGCACCAUGGUGUUCAUCCGCUCUCUGAUUGUGGGUGAAUCAGCUCGGGCACUUGCCAAGUCCUGCACCAUUGCCAUCCGCUACAGUGUUGUUCGCCACCAGUCUGAAAUACAGCCGGGAGAGCCAGAGCCCCAGAUCCUGGACUUCCAGACGCAGCAGGAUAAACUCUUCCCUCUGCUGGCCAUGGCCUAUGCUUUCACUUUCAUGGGACAGUACAUUAGGGAAACCUACCAGCGCAUCACUGGAGAUAUCAGCAUGGGAGACUUCAGUGAAAUGCCUGAGCUCCACGCUCUGUCUGCGGGUUUGAAAGCCUUCACCACCUGGGCAGUCAGCAGUGCCAUAGAGGUGUGCCGCAUGGCGUGCGGUGGCCAUGGCUACUCUCGCAGCAGUGCUUUGCCGGACAUUUACGUGGAUAUCACUCCUAACUGCACCUACGAGGGCGAGAACACUGUCAUGAUGCUGCAGACGGCGAGAUACCUGGUAAAGAGUUACCAGCAGGCUAAAGCUGGCCAACGACUGAGUGGCACCGUGUCGUACCUGGGUGAAGCCAGGCAACAGAGGCUGCAGCCCCAGCCUAUGGCUGCUGGACAGACCGUGGUUGACAUCAGUGACCUGGCCAGUCUGGUGGACGUCUACAAGCUCCGAGCCAUGAGCUUAGUGGAGCUGGCGGCCAACAGCAUCCAGGAGGAGUUGGGGAAAAGAAAGAGUCAUGCCCAUGCCUGGAACAACAGUGCUAUUGACCUGGUCAGAGCUUCAGAUGCUCAUUGUCACUAUGUUGUGGUGAAGGUGUUCACUGAGAAGCUCGGGCAGAUCAGUGACCCGGCCAUACACUCGGUGCUGUCAACACUGGCUCAACUCUACGCUCUGCGAGGCAUCAAACAAAACUCUGGGGACUUCAUGUUGGCUGGACUGCUGAAAGGUUCACAGGUGCUGCAGAUUUCUGCUCGUAUAAAGGAGCUCCUGUCCCAGCUGAGGCCCAACGCAGUGGCGCUCGUGGAUUCUUUCGACUUCAACGACAAGAGCUUGAAUUCAGUGCUGGGCCGAUAUGACGGCAACGUCUAUGAGAACUUGUUUGAAUGGGCUCGCAAAUCGCCGCUGAACGCCACAGAGGUCCACGAGUCUUUCCAUAAGUACCUGAAACCACUGCGAUCCAAACUGUGAGCUGACAAACCCCGCUUUGAUAAUACGUUCGUGACUAAACAAUCAGUAGACUCAUUGUCAUACAUUGUCAUUUGAUUACAAAGAAACACUUUAAUUGAGAAGCUAGUUGGCCACGGUACCUUUUAAGAAAUUCCGUUGUUACAAUUUAUUAUUUUAUCUUUUUAUUUCUUGGCAUUUUAGUACUCUUCUUGCCUGAUUGCACCUUUGUAGACUGAAGUAAAAACUGAUUUACAAUGUUGUUCUAAUAACUUUUUAUAACAACACAGUGCAUACAGUAGAUAAAGUCAUGUUUGGGGUUUUUCUUGUCUACAAGGACCAACAUUUCCAAGCUUUUUUCAAUCUUCAAAUGUAGUAUUUCUUUGGUUCACGUCAACAUUCUGAUCCUUGUAUAAAGAACAGAGAAGCUGAACAGUGCCAGCAAAUGAAAGGUAUUUAUUCCAAAUCUGUCCGAAAACCAUUUCAUGAGAACCACUUUUGGUUUUAACUCUUGCAUGUAAUUUUGUAACAGUAUUGUACAAAUUGAGCCUAAUAUUUCUGUGCCUUCAGUAAAUAUAAAAUUUAUCAUGGAAAAAUGUCAUUGAGUUAAUAGUUAAACCUUCAUCAGAAGUUGUCAUUAUUCACAAAUUAGUGGAUACAUUUCUGACAGCUAUUGAAUGUUAAAAAAAUCCUCCUGAUCACAGUACACACUGCACAGAUGCCUGUGUAGUAUGAGUCCCAAUGUCAACCUCUUUAUUUAUCCAAAUAUGUACUGAUUUUAUAGCUUGUUCAUCAUGCUGUAAUGCUCACUAAAUAAUUACUUGUAUGAAAUCACAACUGGAUUUUGUUUAAAUCCAAUGACAUUUGGAGUGUUCAGUUUCAGAACUGUCAAAUUUGUCUGAGUGUGUAUGGGGGGGGGGAUUAAACUGUAAAAUGAAAUGUAAAAAUACAUCCAGAUGUCUAUUGUCAUCAGGGUGUCAGGGUGAGGUUAUUUUUUUCCUGAGAGCCUUGUAAUAAAUUGUCCCUGGGUUAUUUUCUUACUGGGUGAUGUCUAAUCUAAAAUUCAAUACUGUACUUGGACUUUAUAAUCUGGUGUAUGUAUGUGUUGACUAGUCUUUGUUGAAUAAUUGUUUUGUUAAUGAUUCUAAAUCUAACUUAUGUUAAUAAAAAUUAAAUAAUGAA
Molecule: messenger RNA, 3274 nt
Organism: Cynoglossus semilaevis (tongue sole)
Lineage: Eukaryota; Metazoa; Chordata; Actinopteri; Pleuronectiformes; Cynoglossidae
Gene: acox1
Product: acyl-CoA oxidase 1, palmitoyl
Exons: 14
Coding region: 131-2116 (661 amino acids)
Biological process (GO): lipid homeostasis; fatty acid beta-oxidation using acyl-CoA oxidase; very long-chain fatty acid metabolic process
Cellular component (GO): peroxisome
Molecular function (GO): fatty acid binding; FAD binding
Source: RefSeq, a predicted model, not a curated record